Molecule: messenger RNA, 567 nt
Organism: Oenanthe melanoleuca
Lineage: Eukaryota; Metazoa; Chordata; Aves; Passeriformes; Muscicapidae
Gene: FERD3L
Product: Fer3 like bHLH transcription factor
Exons: 1
Coding region: 1-567 (188 amino acids)
Biological process (GO): regulation of transcription by RNA polymerase II; developmental process
Molecular function (GO): DNA-binding transcription factor activity, RNA polymerase II-specific; protein dimerization activity; RNA polymerase II transcription regulatory region sequence-specific DNA binding
Source: RefSeq, a predicted model, not a curated record
AUGUCAGCCAGCCUUUUCCCAGCCCGCCAGCGCCCGGCGCUGCUGGAUGAGCUGCAGGGCAGAGCCCCGCAAGUGCCCUGCCCGGAGGGGCUGCUGGGCACCUCGGUGCUGGAUUUCGUGGCCGAUCUCUCCCUGGGCACCCCCCAGGGAGCCCCCGGGGCCGGGGCGGGCCUGGGGCUCUGCGAGAUCACCGCCGGGCCUCCCUUCGGGGACACAGUCCUGUCGCUUCGGGAAGGGAUGGCCCGGGGUUUGCCCCUGGCUGCUUUCGGAAGAGGAGAUCCCGAAGACGAGGAAGAAGAGGAAGAGGAAAGGAUGCGCAGCGCUUCCCUGCUGGACAGACCUAGGAGAAAACGGGUCAUCACCUACGCCCAGCGCCAGGCUGCCAACAUACGGGAGAGGAAGAGGAUGUUCAACCUCAACGAGGCGUUCGAUCAGCUCAGGAAGAAGGUGCCCACCUUCGCCUACGAGAAGAGGCUCUCUCGGAUAGAGACCCUGCGCCUGGCCAUAGUGUACAUCUCCUUCAUGACUGAGCUCCUGGACCGGUGCAGCAGCCAGGAGGCGAGCUAG